Daphnia pulex (common water flea) is the source of this 2113-nucleotide messenger RNA. Its product is annotated as membrane progestin receptor gamma-like. Gene Ontology annotation, molecular function: signaling receptor activity. The transcript is spliced from 3 exons. Gene Ontology annotation, cellular component: membrane. NCBI's taxonomy places the organism in Eukaryota, Metazoa, Arthropoda, Branchiopoda, Diplostraca, Daphniidae. The record is from RefSeq and is a predicted model, not a curated record. The coding region runs from base 436 to 1737 and encodes 433 amino acids.
AGCUUGUUGCUGCGCCCACCAACCCACCAGUGCACAGAGUGAGAGGAGUGAGAGCAGAGAAAAAUGAUAAUAUUAUUUAGGACAGGACGGCAGUCGGGACUGGCACUGCGGUCUCGUCUGUUUGUUGCACGUGAGAGCUGCCAGAAUCAAACACAACACACAACGUUCGUCCUUCUUUAUUUUCAACGUUUAAACUGUUUGCCACCCACCAACUAGGAUCUCUGUUUCUUCCCAGUGUUCCGUCCAAUUCUUCCCUUACGAAAAUAAUCAAAAAGAACAAAUUCUGUUUGUUUUGGCAUUGAAAGAAAAUUGAAUCCCGAAAAUUCAGAGAAUCGCCAGAAAGAAAAUUAUACGGACGAGGUGGACCCGAAGACUUUGGACCCGACCCGACUCGACCCAACAGCAGUGGCAACCGUUUAAUCAAAGGAAAAGGAAAUGACGGGCAAAGUGGUGGCGAUCAACAAGAGUCAGUCUAAGGAAGAUGAUUCAAUCCAAUAUUUCCGGCCAUCCAGCGGUGACGGCGGCGGCGCCGUCGGUGGUGGACGACCAAGACGCCGCCGUUUCGCCGAGUGGCUCCCGUGGAAAUUGUUUCAAGAUCAAAUGAAUCCAGACAAGGCCAAUCACGGCUGGUUUAUCGGCCGCUACGCCCGCGAAUGUCUACACAUUCUGCCCAAUUUGCCAACUUGCAUCAAGUGGCCCUUCCAUCAGACGUCAGUCCUCGAGUGGCAUCAGGUGGACGAAUCGCUGAGGGAGCCGGGCAUCUACUACGGAUACCGUCCGGAAGUGUCCAGCUGGAUGGAGUGCUGCCACAGUCUUUUCACGGCCAACAAUGAAACGCUCAAUUUCUGGACCCAUUUCUUCCCGACCGUCUUCUUCAUCUGGCGGACGGUCCAGUUGGCCGGCCAGUGGAACAGCAAGGACGACCUUCACUCUGCUGAAUACGCUCAAUCCUUCAUGGCCUACAUGAUGACGGCCAUUUUGUAUCCGUGCAUGUCGGCCGUGGCUCACGGUUUCUCGGCGUUGAGUCACCGGGCCAGGGCCGUCCUCUUCUUCAUGGACUACGCCGCCAUCAAUUUCUACGCCUACGGAUCGGCUCUGCUCUACAGGUCCUACGUCCUGCCGGACACGUGGAUGGAGAACGAAACGGGCACCAACAUUUACCUGACCGUUUGCUUCAGCCUUUCGCUGGCCUCCACCGCUCUGACUUGCACCAGCCGGGCCUUUGUCCGUGACGUCGUCGCCCAGCGUCUCAUGAGAUUGGCCGCCUUCACUUUGCCUUACAUUUGGGUUUCCAUUCCGCUUUUCGCCCGGCUCGUCAAUUGCUUCGGCUUCGACGAAUCCACUUCCUGCCCGACGCCGGACACCCUCAGGGCCGCCAAGUAUCACUUGUGUCAGGUGAUUGUCGCCCUGAUGGCCAGUUUCUGCUACGCUUCCCAUUUGCCAGAACGGGUCAUGCCCGGCACCUUUGACUACGUCGGCCACUCGCACAAUUUGCUCCACAUUUGCGGAGUGACGGCCACUCUGUUCCAGAUGGAAGGCGCUCUACUGGACAUGGAAGUCCGUCGCUCUUUCCUCACCCAAAAUCAUUUGGCCAUGGUGGAUCCUUACUGGAAUUUUUGGGUGCCAGUCAUUUUACUUGCCGGACACGUCCUACUCAUCGCCGGAUUCGGGCUCUACAUUUACUGGAACGAAGCCGCUACUGUCGAGUGCGAAAAGAAGAAAUUCAAAUGUCAUUAGAUAAUUGGAUUACGACACAACACCACCCACCACCACCCUACCAAAAACGAUAAUUGAUCCAGACUAUUUUUGUACAAAUCAGCUUGUUCAGCAUUGACGUAUAUCAUAACAACCCAGAACUGUACAAUCAAACCUGUCAAAUUAUUACUAUGGGCCAACUAUGUAAUAGCUAAUACCACCACGUAAUAACCUGCGACACCUUUAACUUGCCAAUAUUUACCUUCACAAAAUGAUAAGAAAAUGCCCCGAACUUUGGCAGAAGCACCAACAACUAGGUCAUAAAAAGAAAGAAGGGAUAAUUAUUUUUUACUGUAUAAUCUUAUAUAACACAAUAUCAGGUCUUUUAUCGAUGAAAUAAACAAACUACGGAUUUAGA